Molecule: messenger RNA, 5163 nt
Organism: Otolemur garnettii (small-eared galago)
Lineage: Eukaryota; Metazoa; Chordata; Mammalia; Primates; Galagidae
Gene: LANCL1
Product: LanC like 1
Exons: 10
Coding region: 73-1272 (399 amino acids)
Biological process (GO): carbohydrate metabolic process; peptide modification
Cellular component (GO): plasma membrane
Source: RefSeq, a predicted model, not a curated record
CGGGCUUCAAAACAGGAGCCUCCCUCGCUUCAAAUCCGGAGCGUGGGAACGCGGGGGCUCGCUUUCAGCGACAUGGCUCAAAGGGCCUUCCCGAAUCCUUACGCUGAUUAUAACAAAUCCCUGGCCGAAGGCUACUUUGAUGCUUCCGGGAGGCUGACUCCUGAGUUCUUACAACGCUUGACCAAUAAGAUUCAUGAACUUCUUCAGCAAAUGGAAAAAGGCCUAAAAUCAGCAGACCCUCGAGAUGGCACUGUUUACACUGGCUGGGCAGGCAUUGCUGUGCUUUACUUACAUCUCUAUGAUAUAUUUGGGGACCCUGUCUACCUACAGAUGGCACAUGGCUAUGUAAAGAAAAGUCUGAACUGUUUGACCAAGCGUUCCAUCACCUUCCUUUGUGGGGAUGCAGGCCCCUUGGCGGCGGCCGCUGUACUGUAUAACAAGAUGAACAAUGAGAAGCAAGCCGAAGAAUGCAUCACACGGCUAAUUCACCUAAAUAAGGUAGAUCCCCAUGCUCCAAAUGAAAUGCUCUAUGGACGAAUGGGCUACAUCAACGCUCUUCUUUUUAUCAAUAAGAACUUUGGAGUGGAAAAGAUUCCUCAAAGCCACAUCCAGCAGAUUUGUGAAACAGUUUUAACCUCUGGAGAAAACCUAGCUGGAAAGAGAAACUUCACAGCAAAGACUCCACUGAUAUAUGAAUGGUACCAGGAAUAUUAUGUGGGGGCUGCUCAUGGCCUGGCAGGAAUUUAUUACUACCUGAUGCAGCCCAGCCUUCGAGUGAGCCAAGGGAAGUUACAUACUUUGGUCAAGCCCAGUGUAGACUAUAUCUGCCAGCUGAAAUUCCCUUCUGGCAAUUAUCCUCCAUGUGUGGACGAUACCCGAGAUCUGCUUGUCCACUGGUGUCAUGGUGCCCCUGGGGUGAUCUACAUGCUUACCCAGGCCUAUAAGACGUUCAAAGAGGAAAAGUAUCUCUGUGAUGCCUAUCAGUGUGCCGAUGUGAUCUGGCAAUAUGGGCUGCUGAAGAAGGGAUACGGGCUGUGCCAUGGCGCCGCCGGGAAUGCCUACGCCUUCCUGAACCUCUACAACCUCACCCAGGACGUGAAGUACCUGUACAGGGCCUGUAAGUUUGCUGAAUGGUGCUUAGAGUAUGGAGAGCACGGGUGCAGAACACCGGACACCCCCUUCUCCCUCUUCGAAGGAAUGGCUGGCACAAUAUAUUUCCUGGCUGACCUGCUAGUCCCCACAAAAGCCAAGUUCCCUGCAUUUGAACUCUAAGAGGAAAGCAUGCCCCACAGCUCUGCAUGACCCUUUCUGUACACGCAAACCCGGCUGACUGCUUUUGUUGCUGUUCAAGGAAACACAGAGUCAAAACGCAUACGUGAUUUAGAUUGUUUUUUCCAAAUUUAUCUUUAGUUCAUUUCCUUUUUUUAUCAUUUACUUUUAUUUUAAAGUAUCCAAGGAUACUUGAGUUUCUUCCUGGAUGGUAGAUGAUAGAUAUAGCAUUUUGAGGUCAUAGAUGUAUAUUUCAGAACUUGGAAGAAAUCUUAUUUAAGUUUAUGAAUGUAACUGUUACUAUUCUAAAAAUCCUUAAAAGAAACUAACUAUAAAGAGAGAUAAAUAUGUGACUGUUGUUAGAAAUUGCCCUUUACCUCUUCUUUUUAGUAUUUUUCCUCCAACCAGGAGGGCAGGUAGUUUUAUGAAUUUUCUCUUCAGUGGUUGAUUAUGAAAAGGGACAAAAAUAUACCUUUGUUGCUUCCAUGGGAAAAAUUCCAAGAGUUGAAAACUGGACUGGGGACCUAAAUGCCAGUUUUUAAAUUCAUGACGUCUGUGUGGACUAGAGGUGAUUGUGCUUUCAAAUUUGCUUUUGUCAGAGGCGUCUAGGCUUCAUCAGCCAACAUUACGAACAAAAACUGCUAAAAACAUGGUGGUCGUUGUGAAAAUUCUCAUUUGAAGAUUAGUUCAAGAUAAGCUAAUAAUAAGAGUUACUGUUUUCUCUAAAACAAUCUAGUAUAUUUUGAAACUAUUUGAAUUUGUUUUUCUGUAGUCAUAAAAGAUGCAGAAGCUAGUUUUCUGUGUACGGAUAUCCGCUGAGCAGCCCGCUCUGUUUGACUGACCUUCUAAACUUCAACUUGUGUUUCACUUACUUUAUGGUGACUAUGCCUUAGUGCUGACUGCUUGGUAUAAGCCAUUUUCCAACUAUAUUUUCCUUCCUAUCAAUUUUUCUGAACAUUGAUCUUUUCACUAAAUAGUAUAGCAUUCUACUUUUGUUUUUACAAAGGGACAAGAAGGGGAAUGCUUUGUAGCCAGUAACUUGAACAAGAAUACUAAGCUUUUGAUAGAAAUGCUAUUUCUUUAAGAGGCAUUAUCCAGAGUUCAUGCUUAGAACAAAUGGAUCUGUGCAUAUCGUAGGCUUAACAGUGUCUCAGUUCUGAGACAACAGAAUUGGGUUUUACUUGGUAGGUGAAGACUCAGUUCCUGGGGCUUCAAAUUCUGUACAAAUGUUUUGACUCAUCAGCUUCUACUUCUACUCCUCAGUCCUGUUUUCUCUUUUUUGACUAAUUUUGAAAAAUUUGCAGCUUCAAAAUAACAGGGUCUAAGAGUUCUUAAUGUGCCUAUUUCAUGGCUCUCUUGGUCAUAAAAACAUGCUAUUUUUUAAUGGAACUUUGAACCAAUUCCCCUCUGACUCUUAUGCUGUUUCCUGUGGGUAGCAGUCCUCUAUUAUUUUCCGUUUAGCACCAAAAUAGUAUUAUUGGAAAUCAUUUAACCUUUGAAAGGCCACUGACAGUGGGCUCUAAAAAGCAGCCCCCUGCUGAGUUCCUAGGAUUAGCUUGCUCUUUCUGUGACUUGUGUACAUUGGUGAUUACGUUGUGGCUCUCAGAUUCCUGCAGUGCUGCUAGUAAGCUGUGUGCAAGCUACACCUUUCUUGUGAAAGUCUCCAAUCAAUGACGUCAGUAUUUGCAGUCAGAAGCAAAACUAACAUACCUUUGCGUGUCCAACUUAAAAGAAUGGAGCUCAUUUGGUUAGUUAAAUGUCUGAAUUAUUCUAUGCCUGUCCUUUUAGCUACUGUAGUUACUAACAGAGGGAAAGAACAAGACACAAUCUCUCUGAACCAGAGGACACUUCAUCAUGAUGCUCCUCCACACAUUUUAAUUAAUUUAACCCCAGGAAGACUUAAAGGCAGGAGAAGAACAGUUCAAAUAAGAUUUUUGUUAGUAUCUGAAUUUCUUUUUAGUUACUGUCAUCCAUUAAGAAAUUCAUCAACACAAAUAUGAUUCAAAGGGUUUUCUUAACUUUUUAGGAUGGAUUAAACUAUAAAGAUUUCAUAUCUGUGUCAUUGUUUUAUUUAUGCUUGAGAGCUAAAAACGUUUUGGUGGGAUUUUAAACUCAGGCAAAGCUAUAAUGCUGAGAACAGUCACCUAACUGGUGACCAAAGCGCCUUUUGCACUAGCUGUCUUAGUUUUGAAGGUAAUUGGCAUCAUUGUUUCAGUUCUGUUUCUUUUUUUCCCCCCAAAGGAAAAAGAUUUAAUAUAAAACUUCAAGAUUCACAUCAUGAUAAAUGAUAACAUUUAUGAAAUAUCCGUUUGUUGAGUUCCACUUUCCGUCUUUUCUGUUUUGACCACCACCUCAGCCCAUCCUUUUCUACUGUGUCCACAAAUUCCAUUGACAGAUUCCCAUCUUGCAGGUGAUGUAGAAAGUUGACUCCUGUAUGAGCUAGAAUGGUUACUAUUGUCAUUUUUUAAGACUAGUCAGGUGCAGUUGUGAGAAGGAAGGAAAGAGUAGUAACAAGGCAUUCUAACUGAACAAUAAUUGAAAUAACUCACUACCUUCAAAGCAGUCUAUUUUUUAAAAAUUUCACCAACAUCUAGGUAGUAUCUGAACCUUCUUUCCCUGUAUCCUAAAAUAUAUUGGUUAGCUGUCCAUCCUUCUAGUUAGAGCUAUUUUAUUUUCUGCUUUUAUAUGAUUUUUGGAUGUGUACGUUGGUGGGAGGAAAGCAUAUUACAUGUACAUGUGUUUGUUGUCACCCUAUAUUGCUAAAAUAUAUUCUCCAAUAAUUAUUUCAGAGAGGGUAUACAAGAAAUAGACUUCCUAAGUUCUUCGAUAUCAAGAAAUGUCUUCAACUUACCGUGAAAAUCAAAUGCCAGUUUGGCUGGAUGUAGAAUUCUAGGUUUAAAGAUUUCAUUCUGAAGGACUUAUAUGACAGCACUCCAUUUACUUCUGGCAUCCAGAAUGUCCAGUGAUAAAUCUGCUGUCAGUCUGAGUCUUGUUCCAUGGUAGGUUGUCUCUUUUCUCUUUCUGGAAAGUCCUUAAGAUUGUCUCUUUAUCACUAGAAUUGCAAAAUUUUACCAAGUUGUGUCUAGGAGUGAGUUUCCUCUUAUUAGUCUUACUGGGUAUUCAUUAAGUGCUCACAGUCUCAAGAGUCAACUCUUUCUUUAACUCCAGAAUCAGUUCUGUUUCUGUUACAUUUUUCCCUGGGAGAUUUUUCUUCAUUCCCAAAAGUUGCUCACUGGAAAACUCAGUAGGAUCUGUUAUCUUCAAAGGUUGUCAGGCACUAUUUAUUUAUCCUUUUACAUAUUUCUGUUGGCUCUGAGAAAGUGCAAGUGGUUAAUUUAUCAACAUGUGAAAAGUGUUAACAUCAUGACCAUUUCCACUGAUCCCACUGGAUGUUGAUCUCAUCUGAGUUUAGUCUUUAAUCCUCAGAGUCAUUGGCUCCUUUUUCAUCAUUGAUGUCAAUUCCAAGUCAUUGGCAUCAAAUGCCUCCAUGGUAGAUAGAAUUUUGAUAAAAGUGGAUCUAAAGCCACUUUGUCUCCUUCACACUUCCCUCAGGUUAUUUGAUUAUUUGUAUAAUGAUACCCUGCUUUUGACUAGCAGAUUUUGUAAUAUAAAGAAUAUUUCAAAAUACUCUUGAAUAUUUACUCCUACAUUCCCUUGGUUACUAGAACUCAUGUAAUGCUUUAUCAUUCAUACUGAAUUCUUACUUUAUUUCUGCUUCUCUUAAAUAAGUCAGAGCACCCCCAUGCUGUAUUUUCUGUACUGCUAAGUUCUCUCUAAUAGAUACAAGACAAAGUGUAUGGGAUAUUCAGAGAACUGACUCUACUAUUAUAGAUUGUCUUUUUCUGGAAGGAAUGAGAUCAUAUGUAUUUCUGUGUUCUGUAAAGGAUUUGACUU